UGACCAGUGGCGGCGUGGGUGUCUGAUACCAUUGAUUCUCCCUUUUGCGUGGACCAAUCCGGAAGAUCCACGAAAAAGUGACCGUAGUCUGGAGGCGAGCAACUUCUCAAGUCCCAUAACCGGUCAAAAAUAAGUGCAUUUGUUAGUUUGUUUUAAUCAUUCGACUGAAACCCUCGAACGACAAUCGUCAGCGAAGCAGAAGCCAUGAAGGUUCUUCUAGGCCUUUUAUUACUCACUGUUGGGGCAAAUUGUUUGUAUUCGUCGACCUCAGAUGUUGUGCAGUUGAACCCCAGUAAUUUUGAUAAACUUGUGACAAACAGCGAUCAUGUGUGGAUUGUAGAGUUCUUUGCACCCUGGUGUGGACACUGCCAGGCACUUACUGCUGAGUAUGAUAAAGCUGCAACAGCAUUGAAGGGUGUUGUCAAGUUGGGGGCAGUAGAUGCCGACGAGCACAAAUCUCUGGGCUCCAGGUUUGGAGUUCGUGGCUUCCCAACAAUCAAAAUUUUCGGUGGAAACAAGAACAAGCCGGAGGAUUACAAUGGUGCUAGAACGGCAUCAGAUCUAGUUGAUGCAGCCCUGAGCGCUGCCAAGGCCAAGGUGAAAUCAGCUCUGAAUGGCAAAAAGAGCAGCAGCAGCAGUGGUGGAGGCUCGUCAGACUCCAAGAGAUCAAAGGAUUCCGACGAUGUUAUUGAACUGACCGAUGAUAAUUUUGACAAAUUGGUUCUGGGAUCCGAUGACAUGUGGCUCGUGGAGUUCUUCGCUCCCUGGUGUGGGCACUGCAAGAAUUUGGCACCAGAGUGGGCAUCAGCUGCUACAGAAUUAAAGGGAAAAGUUAAACUGGGAGCACUUGAUGCUACAGUUCACACUUCCAAGGCCAGUGAAUAUGGUAUCAGGGGAUAUCCCACGAUCAAGUACUUCGCACCUGGUUCCAAGGACACUGAUUCAGCCGCUGAAUACGAUGGUGGAAGAACAUCACCGGCUAUUGUUAGCUGGGCACUCGAUAAAUGGUCACAGAACGUCCCAGCACCAGAGGUUAUCCAACUCGUUGGAAAACAAUCGUCCAAGGACGCUUGUGAUGGAAAACAACUCUGCGUUGUUUCUGUUUUACCAAAUAUUCUUGAUUGUCAGUCUGAUUGCAGGAAUGGUUACAUCAGUACUUUACAAAAAUUGGCAGACAAAUUCAAGCAGAAAGACUGGGGAUGGGUGUGGGCUGAAGCUGGAGCACAACCAGAUGUAGAGGAAGCCCUGGAAAUUGGUGGUUUCGGUUAUCCAGCCCUUGCUGUUAUCAAUGCUAAGAAACUUAAAUAUUCACUCCUGAGGGGGAGUUUCUCAUAUGACGGAAUCAACGAAUUCCUGAGGAAUCUCAGCUAUGGUAGGGGUGGCACAGCGCCAGUCAAAGGUGCUGAACUUCCAAAGAUCCGUGAAACUGAAGCCUGGGAUGGCAAGGACGGUGUACCUCCACAGGAGGAAGACAUCGAUCUCAGUGAUGUUGAUUUAGAUGAGAAGGAUGAACUCUAGAUAAAAAAUCUUUGUGAUGAGAGCUUCGAAGAAUGAGUCAUGUACCACAUUGUCAAUUCUCUUCCAACGCAUUUGUAAAUCAUACAUGGUUUUUUUUUCCAAACGUCAUUCCAUAUGAAUUUUUUAUAUAAAGAAAGACGGAGAAUUGAAGCUCAACCUGAUUUUUAUUUUUUGAAACAUUUUAAUCAUGAAUAAUUAUCAAGGUGUGAAUGGACUGUGUAAUUUUUCUAUAAUCCACACGGAUAUUGAAGAAUCAGGAUGAUAUAUUAUUAUGAAAAUAAAUACAAUAAUUUCUACAUGA
This is a messenger RNA of Fopius arisanus, 1819 nucleotides long. It is a transcript of the gene CaBP1, whose product is annotated as Protein disulfide-isomerase A6 homolog CaBP1. NCBI's taxonomy places the organism in Eukaryota, Metazoa, Arthropoda, Insecta, Hymenoptera, Braconidae. Gene Ontology annotation, cellular component: endoplasmic reticulum lumen. The coding region runs from base 205 to 1518 and encodes 437 amino acids. Gene Ontology annotation, biological process: response to endoplasmic reticulum stress. The transcript is spliced from 3 exons. Gene Ontology annotation, molecular function: protein-disulfide reductase activity; protein disulfide isomerase activity. The record is from RefSeq and is a predicted model, not a curated record.